This is a messenger RNA of Aspergillus affinis, 849 nucleotides long. RefSeq names its product class I SAM-dependent methyltransferase. The transcript is spliced from 3 exons. The record is from RefSeq and is a predicted model, not a curated record. Lineage: Eukaryota; Fungi; Ascomycota; Eurotiomycetes; Eurotiales; Aspergillaceae. Bases 1 to 849 code for a protein of 282 amino acids. Gene Ontology annotation, molecular function: S-adenosylmethionine-dependent methyltransferase activity.
AUGGCGACAAAAGCAACGGCAGACGAUUGGAAAAUCAUGGCCGACACCUACAAACGCCUGACAGAAGACACCAGCAUAAAACCCAUCGGGCUCAUGCUGGAGCAGCUCAACGCCCGUGUCCCCUUUUCGCAGGCUUCCGGGAUUCUGGAUAGUGGCUGUGGGCCUGCGCCUAUUAUGGCUCGUGCCAUUGCUGAAUACGGGUCUAGAAUUCUCCCUUCCUGUGCCCUGACUUGUUCGGAUUACGCUCCCGCCAUGAUUGACCAGGUCCGGCGGAGCCAAACGAGGUUUUUACAAGAGGAUCCGGAGUCGUUGUGGGGUCGGGUUAGAGCUGAGGUGCUCGACGCGAUGGAUUUGAGCUCUAUUCGGGAUGACGCAAUGAGUCAUGUUGCCGCUGGGUGGGUGUUCUUCACGACAAAAGACCCCCAAAAAUGUCUGAGCGAGUGUCAGCGCGUCUUGCGACCGGAUGGUGUCGUCGCUGUUUCUUCCUGGGAAGAGACCGAAUGGCUGAAGAUUAUGAAGCCCCUCAAGCAAAUUGACCCUGGUAUCAGUCCCCCGUCGAUGCGACAGGGCUGGGAGACGGUGCUGGGACUGCACGGACAGCUGGAACAGGCUAGGUUUCGCCGUGUGGAAGUGUACCAGGUCCCGACAGAGGUGGCGUUUGAGUCUUAUAGCACUUUCGUUGAGUUGCUGUUGACGAAGAUGCCGCAUAUGGUGACAUUGAUAAGGAACUUCUCGGACGAGCAGAGGGAACAACUGAGGGAGUUGAUGAUUGACGAGAUGCGACGGCUGUCGCUAGCGGAGCCGGGUGCGCUGAAGGGGGUUGCUUUGAUAGCUAUUGGACAGAAAUAA